Messenger RNA from Aspergillus ruber CBS 135680, 2196 nucleotides. RefSeq names its product oligopeptidase family protein. The record is from RefSeq and is a predicted model, not a curated record. The transcript has 2 exons. Gene Ontology annotation, molecular function: serine-type endopeptidase activity. Gene Ontology annotation, biological process: proteolysis. Bases 1 to 2196 code for a protein of 731 amino acids. Lineage: Eukaryota; Fungi; Ascomycota; Eurotiomycetes; Eurotiales; Aspergillaceae.
AUGACCAUUAGACCCAUGAAGUUCAGUCCCGAGGUCCUCCUCGGAGCGCCCCGUCGCUCUGGCGCCGUCCCCAACGCUUCGGGUACUCUGGCAGUGUACACCCAGACGACCUACUCCUUCGAAUCCCAUUCCAAGACGAACGAGAUUCGCGUGAUAGAUAUCGCCACCGGUCGCUCAGCUCUGAUUACAAACGAUUCCGGAUCUAGUAAUCCCCAAUGGCUGGGUGAUGGCGACCAGCUAGUCUGGUUGAAGGCCAAAACAAACGGAAACACUGCGUUUAUCAUCGGAGACGCUCGUGAGGCGGAUAAGACGUAUACGGCGGGAACUGUCCCGGGACCUGUGUCGGAUCUCAAAGUCACAGUGAUCGAGCAGGGAAAGAUUGGGUUUGCGGUGACCGGCAAGGCUAAUCCGGAUGGAUCACUGUUCAACCCGCACGAUGCUAAGAAGCCGCUCAGCUCUGGACGGCUGUAUACUUCGCUUUUUGUGAGGCAUUGGGAUACGUGGGUUGAGCCGCAGCGGAACACCAUUUGGUAUGGGUUGUUUCAGCAAGCGCCGCUCACCCCGGCCAACAGGCAUGCUGGCAAGUAUUCUAUCUCUGGUCUAACGAACUUGAUCGCCGUCUCUGGAUUAGCUGGUGUCGAGUCGCCUAUCCCGCCUAUGGGAGGCGCGGGCGACUUUGACAUCAGUCCAUCGGCUAUUGUUUUCGUUGCCAAAGAUCCGGACCUAAACCCGGCACUACACACUUCAUGUUCGUGCUAUUAUAGCCCAAUGUUCUCGUGGACCAGUAUGGAUACGAUUGCGCCGCAGGCAAAGAUUUGCAAGGUGCAGGCGCUCCAGGGAGCCAUGUCUUCUCCUGUCCUCUCGUCGGAUGGUAGCUCGAUUGCCCUUCUUACGAUGGGCGAGGAUGGCUAUGAAUCUGAUAAGAACCGCAUACUAUACGUUCCUAACCCAUGGAGCGGUGAGAUGAUCGAAGUAUUCCAAUCGACUAACGGCAAAGGACUGUGGGAACUCAGUCCGUCUGGAGUGUCUUUUGCGCAUGACGACAAGUCUUUGCUUGUCCAGGUCGAGGAGAAGGGCCGUGGCGUUCUGUACCAGCUUCCUCUUGAGAACAUCAAGCAAGCCAAACCCGACUCGCUCAAGAAGCUUACGCAUUCAGGGAGCGUUACUGAGGUUCAUCCUGCAGCGGCCAAUUCGUCCAAGUUGCUGGUAUCAAACACGAGCUUUGUUGAUAACAGCUUAUGGACUCUUCUUGAUCCUAGCUCCCCUAACGAUGUGCGAAUUGUUUCGUCAGUCGGCCGCGGAGGAGCUGCUUUCGGUCUUUCGCCAUCGCAAGUGGACGAAAUCUGGUUCAGGGGAGGGGAGGACCAUCCUGUCCAUGCGUGGGUGGUAAAACCAUCCGACUUCAACCCCAGUCAUAAAUAUCCCCUGGCCUACCUGUUGCAUGGUGGCCCGCAAGGCGCGUGGGUUGACCAAUGGAGCACCCGAUGGAAUCCUGCUGUUUUCGCAGAGCAAGGAUACGUUGUCAUUACUCCGAACCCAAGGGGUAGUACUGGCUACGGCCAGCCGUUUACUGAUGCCAUCCGCAACUCCUGGGGAGGACUCCCCUAUGAAGAUAUCGAGAAGGGAUUUGAGUAUAUUGAGAAGAACCUGAACUAUGUCGACACCAGCAGAGCCGUUGCUCUGGGGGCAUCAUAUGGUGGCUACAUGGUGAACUGGAUCCAGGGUCAUCCUCUCGGCCGCAAAUUCAAAGCGCUGGUAACCCAUGACGGAGUGUUCAGUAUGACAUCUCAACUCGCCAGUGAAGAACUCUACUUCCCGAUCCACGACAUGGCCGGACCGCUCUGGAAGGUACCUGAAAACUGGGACCGAUGGGAUCCCUCCCGGUUUACCGCGAACUGGCAGACCCCACACCUUGUCAUCCACAAUGAACUUGACUACCGUCUCACCAUCGCCGAGGGCCUGGCAGCAUUCAACGUCCUGCAGGCGAGAGGUGUCGAAAGCGCCUUUUUGUCUUUCCCAGAUGAGAACCACUGGAUGUUGAACCCCGAGAACGCGCUUUUGUGGCACCAGACGGUACUCAAUUGGAUCAACAAGUAUGUUGGUUUGCCUCCGCUCCCUGGUACGUCUUUCGAAAUGUUUGAGUCGAGCAAGGGAGCACCUUUGGAAAAGUGUGCCGCUGGCAUGUCCUUGUCGUAG